AAUUUUUUUUUUCUUCAUAUAAUUCAAAUAUUUCAUAAAAUUCAAUCAAAUGUGUGAACGUACUACCUGUGAUACCUGUAAGAAGCCUACUUGGGCUGGCUGUGGUCAACAUAUCGAACAAGCAUUAGAAGAUGUCCCUAAAGAAGAAAGAUGCGUUUGUCCUGGUAUUUUUGCCCGUUUGAAGAGUUGGAUUGGACUCUAAACUACUACCAAACAUACCUUCGCUUAAUAAUCACAAUAAUAAAGACAUCUAAUUUAUAUAAUAUGU
Messenger RNA from Mucor mucedo, 268 nucleotides. RefSeq lists its product as uncharacterized. Bases 50 to 202 code for a protein of 50 amino acids. The transcript has 2 exons. NCBI's taxonomy places the organism in Eukaryota, Fungi, Mucoromycota, Mucoromycetes, Mucorales, Mucoraceae. The record is from RefSeq and is a predicted model, not a curated record.